AGCCACGCAUCCACACGUUGCGCGUCUCGGUGGCGAGCCAAACCGAGGCGGGGGAAGCCCGGGUUUGCUUUGCACUGUGGUCCAGUCGCGGGUUUCAGUUUGAUUUCGUCUGUCGCGCGGUUAAGACGAUUAUCGGUUGCUGGUAGUGUUGGUCCCAGGGUCUGCUUCUACUUCCCCCAAAACGACACCCGAUCAGCUGAGCGCAGCAGCAGUUGCGUUAUUUUGUUGUUUUUGCGAAGGCGGAUUCCAGGCGAAGAUCGAUGCGAUCGCUUCUCAACGCGGGCGGUAGCUGAAGAAGGAAACCGAAAGUGGUUUACCGACGUGUUUUUUUUUCUGCUCCGUGCCGUGGGCUCGAGGUUCGAGUAGGCGCACAAGUGGCACCCGGCUGGCGCCUUCCUAGGCUGUUCUGAAUUGGAGCUUUGUAGGAUUACCUUUUUUUAAGAUUUUGUGCUGAUUCCUGGAAGAUGUUGGAGAAUUAGUAAAUUGACAGAGAAGACAAACGAUUGCGCGAUAUCGGUGUUUGGAUGGUGGAAACUAAUCGAGUGGUGGUUCUGCUAUCGUGGCCAGAAGUUCGAUCAGCUAUCGACGGAUGGAGAAUUAAUAAUUUACAUACUUAAGUACAGAGCACGUUCGGUGUGUGUGGUGUAGAUUCUGCAGAAGGAAAAAAUAAGAAAAAUAAAAGUGUUUUGCAUCGAGUGCCCAGCAGAGUGGACAAGCUGGUGGUGAACGAUAACUGGACACGGGUCUUGAAAGUGCAUGUCGAUCGGGAUCUGUUGAAGUGCAGCAUAAGAGUGGCUAUAGGUUGCAAAAUUUUUUAAUAAACAGCCUGUACGAUUAUCUCGGUUAAUCUGUGAGCGUUUUUUACGACGGAUUUUUUGCUUAAUUUAUACUUCAUACCUGGUGUUCCUGGAGUCGCCCAAGGGAACAGCGAGUGUCGGCGGCAGAAGAUACACUGGCGAGGAGCGAGAAGAGGCCUAAGUGAAGUAGAGUCGUUAAUAAUUUUAAAGAUCAUUUGUUGGAUUGCAAUCAGUGCGGUGUGCGACUGAGGUUGCUGCCAAGCAGCGAACUGAGCCAAAGAAGUCAAGUGAAGAGAAAAUACAGUGAACAGAUAUUUAUCGAAGAAUUAAAUUAUCGAUUCGAGUGAGGAGUGUAGGGUACAUGGCUACCGAGAUUUUGAUAGCAGUUUGACCGGUCCUUCCGUCCACAAAUAUUCCCACUUACACGGGUUUACCAGCCGAUAGCGCGGAAUCAUUACGAUAUCGAGAACAAAUCAAACCAUGCACACCUCCAUGCAAUCGAUCACGCCACUCACCUUCAAUCAGAUGCCAAUUAUGGAGCUGGCGGAUACGAACAACAAUAGCAGUAGCGGAAGCACUACCAGUGGCAGUGAUGAGGCGGCCAAAAAGGACGAGAAGUACUCCCUCCGGCAGCGACAGUCCCGGAGGUCGACACAAACGACGAAGCAGCAGGAGAAAAAAAGUUCCGCGAAGGAGAAACCCAAAACCAAGGCUGCCCCACUAAGCAAGUACCGCCGGAAAACGGCAAAUGCGAGGGAGCGAACGCGAAUGCGGGAAAUUAAUAGUGCCUUCGAAACUCUACGCAAAGCGGUUCCAGUCGCAGUGGCGGGUACAAGUGGAAAUAGUUCCCCGGUGAGCUCCCCCAGUCAGACUGGUGGUGCUGGUGCAAACGAGAAACUCACAAAGAUCACCACGCUACGCCUAGCGAUGAAAUACAUACGGAUAUUGCGCGAUAUUUUGGACAACACCGAUAGCAGUUUAAUGAUGGACAACAACAACGAUAUGGAUAUGAUCAAUCACAACGAAAUCGAACGGGAAGUGAUGCUAAAAGGUGCGCUUCUUAACGAAGCAUUGUUCAACGCUGUGAGUCCACAAUCGGUGAGACACGUGGAGAAAAGUCCGCCCAGGAAAUCGAACGCUUCGAGUAGUGCAUCGACGAGUAAACGAAAACCCAAAAAGGCUAGCAAAUCAACGACCGCCAAGAAAAAUUCUUCCACUCGCUCCAAACGAGCGAAGAGUAAACAAGAGGACAAAUCACUCAAUCUGGAUCCGGCAGACGAUCUGGUAGAUUUGGGAAUGAUGCUGGACUCCGAUAAUGAUUCGCUGAAUUUGUCGGAACCCUCCCUAAGCCCGCUGCAAUCGAGCGGGAUGAAGCAAACCUUCAACAGCUGCAACACCACCAGUGCACCGAACGAUUUGGAGUUCGGUCUAUUCCUCGAAUCGGAUGCAGAUUCGCUGCAACUAUCCGAACCAUGCCUGAGUCCGCUGAGCCACCUGGACUCGCUUAAUCCCUUCAAUGAUCUGCUACACACAGGAUUCAACGAACAGACUGCACUUGAGUUAUACUUAUAACAGUAUCCUUCCUUUUAUUAUCAAAGAUCACAAAACAAAAAUUGGCAUCCACAAACA
This is a messenger RNA of Toxorhynchites rutilus septentrionalis, 2426 nucleotides long. It is a transcript of the gene tx, whose product is annotated as helix-loop-helix protein delilah. Bases 1278 to 2369 code for a protein of 363 amino acids. The transcript is spliced from 3 exons. The record is from RefSeq and is a predicted model, not a curated record. Lineage: Eukaryota; Metazoa; Arthropoda; Insecta; Diptera; Culicidae. Gene Ontology annotation, molecular function: protein dimerization activity.